Xyrauchen texanus (razorback sucker) is the source of this 3156-nucleotide messenger RNA. Its product is annotated as microtubule-associated tumor suppressor candidate 2-like. The record is from RefSeq and is a predicted model, not a curated record. Gene Ontology annotation, cellular component: nucleus; cytoplasm. Gene Ontology annotation, molecular function: microtubule binding. Lineage: Eukaryota; Metazoa; Chordata; Actinopteri; Cypriniformes; Catostomidae. Bases 48 to 1961 code for a protein of 637 amino acids. The transcript is spliced from 13 exons.
UGGUCCUAACAGGUCACCCAAAGUCACCAUUGGCCCUCAGCCAACCAAUGCAGGCUGUAAACUCAAUCACUCAAACCCCUCAGGAACUCCAAGAUCAGAAAAAGCCAGUAGCUGCUGGGUUAGCUGCUAAAUCACUCUUGCCGAAACCAGCUCAGUCUGGUCUACGCCCUCCUGGUUACUCGCGACUUCCACCAGCUCGUCUAGCUGCCUUUGGGUUUGUCAGAAGCUCCAGUGUCUCCUCCGUGUCCAGUAACCACUCCACUGACAGCACACGGAGUGACCCAUGCCGACCUGCCAACCGUCCCAACAGUGUAAAUGACGAGCCGCCAUUCCACCAAGUCAACACAUCUCCCCCUGGGGAUGGACCCAAAGCACCCUGCCGCAGCAUCCCUCAACCCCCCAACACUCCUGCACCCAAACGUCGCUCCCUGCUGCCCCCUCCGCGAAGCUCCCCAGCAGCUGCCCGUAAGGAAUUCCAGAAGAGUUCUGAUGGCACUCGUUCAUCUCUCUCCUCUCCUAAGAGACUGGCUGUGGUCUCUCCUAAACCACAGUCUCCAGUCCUUCAGAGGCCACAGAGAGUAACAUCGGCAGUACGAGCCUCAAGCAUGCAGAUUUUACCUUGCACUGGCUCUCCUGGCCCAGAGAAGAGAAAAGAAGUGGAGCAGAAGAAAGAGAAAGAACGAGAGGAGUUUGAGAGACAUGGAGAGUUGCAGCUCUUGCAGGGACGCUGUGAAGAGCAGAGCAGGCAACUGCAGGCUCUUCAGACAGAACUAAAGAAAACCAGCGUGGGUCUAGAGGUCUUUGUGAUCUGCACUCAACACUUCUGCCUCAAGAGUGAAAGUGCUGAAGAGAAAGAGAGAGAGUUGUCCCAGGAGCUAAGCAGGAUUCAGCUUGAAGUAGCUUUUAACGCAGCUCGCUGGGAGCGUCUGCAGAAGGAGAAGAGGGAGCUGGAGGAGUGCUUUGAGAGAGAGCUCAGAGGGUUGCAGGUCCAGCAGGAGUCUGAGCUCGCUACCUUUGAGGAGAACCUGAGAUUACGUCACGCUUCAGACAGAGACCAUCUUAGAGCUGAGCACCAAUCAGAGGUGGAGGAACUUCGAACCCAGCACCAGGAACAGAUAGAGGAGCUGACUGCCAACCAGGAGGCUGCCUUGGACGACCUGAAGACCAUGCACAACAUUACCAUGGCAACACUGCAGGAGGAACAUGCAAGGACAAUGAGAGACUUAAGAAAAGCUCAUGAGCAGCAGAAAGCCAGUUUCGAAGAGGACUUUGAGAGACUACGCCUCUCCCUUCAGGACCAGGUGGACACACUGACGUUCCAGAACCGAAUUCUGAAAGACAAAGCUAAGCGUUUUGAAGAGGCCUUAAGGAAGAGCACAGAUGAACAGAUCGUGGAUGCCCUAGCUCCAUAUCAGCAUAUCGAGGAAGAUCUGAAGAGUCUGAAAGAGGUUCUUGAGAUGAAAAACCAGCAAAUUCAUGACCAGGAGAAGAAGAUCUGCCAGCUGGAGAAAGUGGCCCAAAAGAACCUGUACCUGGAGGAGCGGGUCCAGGUGCUUCAACAGCAGAAUGAAGACCUGAUGGCCCGCAUCGACCGACACCUCACAGUGUCCAGGCAACUAUCUGAAGACAAUGCUAACCUUCAGGAGUAUGUGGAGAAGGAGACCAAUGAGAAGAAACGUUUAAGCCGCAAUAAUGAUGAAUUGAUGUGGCUUCUUCAGACGAGUCCUCACCUGUCACCCUCCUCCUCCCCUAUUCACAAAGCCUUCUUCCCAGGCCCUGAAAUCCCCCCGUACCCUUACUCUCCAGGCCCUGGUACCCCCACACACUUGAGUUCUCCUGGCCCCUGUACACCCACUCACAGAGUGGUGUCUCCAGGACCAGGGACACCCAAUCUCAGAGGGUCACCAGCAGCACGAUCGUCCCCAGCUCGAAUCCCAAAUGCCAACACUUUACCCAGAUGAGCAGCCCUAUUAAGUCUCUGUUGCUUCAUCCAUCUUUCCACUUGUUUUCUGUCACUUUUAAUCUUUUGUUUACAGUAGUACAGUGUUUUAUUUUGCUGUCAAUUAUUUUCUUUGAAAAGAAGAGAGACCAUUGCCGUUUUCUUGUUCAACUGAUAACCUGUCAGAUUUAAUCUAUUCAGAUUAAAUCUAUGCUGAUCUCUGUCACUUCCGUUUUGACUUCAUAACGCAAAACAAUAUAUGUGUAAUUUCUCUUUGGGGAUCAGACUUUAUUAACUUGUAGCAUUGCUUCAGAACGAAAGAGCUUGAUGCUCAGCUUUACAUAUUUUGCUGAAAAUUUUUGGCCGAGAUGGAGGCAAGACCAUUUUUGUGUAUAUGCCAGUAUCUCGCCAUUGGAUUUGACUGUAUAGGACAUGCUGUUGGACUCCAACAUAAAUGUCUGUAGGUUCCUCUGAAUGGUAUUUGAGAACUUUCUACAACAAAAAGCACUUUAGGUUUCUGUCCUUCCUUCUUCCUCCAGAUAAAUGCACCAGCAUUUUGUCCAGUUUGGUUUAGUUUUCUAUGAAAUAAGUCAUCUGAUUUCACAAAUCUCUCAGUGUUCCUGCUGUUGUAAUCCAGAAUGUUUCAAAUUAAGCGGUUCAAGAGAUGUACAAGUCUCUUCAAAAGCUGCAGUGACUACCACCACCAUUCCAUGGAAAGUUUCUAUGGACCCACCAAAAUACUAGCCCAGCUGAUAUCUAAACCAACUAUUCCAAGCAAGCUCCAUAUACAGAAUAGUUUGAUUGUUUGAAGUGCUGACAUGGUUUUGUGAAGGCCCUGACGAUUCUUCACAAGGGCUGACUUUCCACUGCACAAAAUGUAUAACUAUUUCUUGAUUAACUAGAUGAAACAUCUUCAGAAUCCAGUCUAUUUUAUCACUUAAGCCUCUAAGGUUUAACGUCUAAAGGGGGUUGCACACCGGACUCAGCAGCCAUAUGACAAACAGUGUCCUAAAUUUCAAAACCAUUGGUUUUUAUAAUGAUAAUAAUAAAUGUUAUUUGUAUAACACCUUUCAUACAUCAAGUGCAGCUCAAAUUGCUUCACAUAUCAAAUUAAAAAAAAAUCAAAGAUAGAAACUGCAUACAAAAUAAAAAAUCAAAGAUAGUAACUGCAUACUAUAUAUUGUAUGCAGUUACUAUCUUUGAUUUUUUAUUUGAUG